AUGACCGAAAAGCGAAUCUGCCGAUGGGCAGCAUUAUCGUUGUCGACCAUUGCCUCAACAUUCUUCCAGGACCUGCUUGGUCGUCAAAGCUCUCAGUUUGAUCAUCAGUUGGUCGCAAUCAGCACCAGGGGCACCAAAGAACGAGCACAGAACUGGUUCGCCGAGAACAAGAUUCCGAACAGCGAAAAUGUGGCAAUUUACAACUCGUGGGAGACAAUGCUCGAACAAGGCGACUUCGACAUCGUCUACAUAUCGACGCCACAUCCGUUACACUACGAAGAGAUCAUCAAGGCUGUUUCGUGCAAGCGAAAUGUCCUCGUUGAGAAACCAGCAACCAUGAACGCCGCACAAUUCCGGCACUGCUCAAAACUGGCAGCAGAAAAUCAGGUCGUCCUGAUGGAAGCGAUGUGGACUCGCUAUCUUCCAGCAACGCAAUACCUGAAGGACCACUUGCUGCCUCGUAUUGGGACGGUCAGACGUGUGUUCUCGGAUUUCUCGUUUCCUAUCGUCAGCCCAGAUCUUCCGAAUGAUUCAAGGUUUCUGGACAAAGCUGCUGGAGCUGGGUCUUUGCUCGAUCAAGGUGUCUAUGCUUUGACGUGGGUUGAUAUUGCACUAAAUGGCACAUCAGACACUAAGGUCGUGCAUGCGAACUCACAAAGCGUUCCUGGAAGACCUAGCGAGGUCGACGACAUCAACACGAUCGUGCUUGCGACUACUGCUGCGACUGCGAUCGUCUCGACAAGCAUGACACUUCCAGGUUCAAGCAAACCAGCAUUCUAUGUGCGUCUCGGUGCGAAGAAGGCUGCACCUGCAGUGAGAAUCGAGGCUACUGAGGCGUCUGUCGCAAUUCCAUUUCCGUGCAUUCGACCAGAAGAGCUGCAUGUUCAAUGGUAUGGAGACAAGCUUUUGAACGAAGAUGGUACAGAAAAGGAUGAGAUCAUCAAGAAACCAGCGGAAGGUUGGGGGAUCUGGUACCAGGCUGAUGUCAUUGCAAAGGCAGUUUUUGAGAAGCGGGUCGAUACCAUCGGGCUCUCCGAGAGCUUGAGAAUUUUAGAGUGGAUGGACAAUGCAAGGCAAAUGGCUGGCAUCAAAUAUGGUACAAAGCUAGAUGAAAUGAAAGAGGUCUAG
Molecule: messenger RNA, 1128 nt
Organism: Lithohypha guttulata
Lineage: Eukaryota; Fungi; Ascomycota; Eurotiomycetes; Chaetothyriales; Trichomeriaceae
Exons: 1
Coding region: 1-1128 (375 amino acids)
Molecular function (GO): nucleotide binding
Source: RefSeq, a predicted model, not a curated record